AUGGAGACGUGUUUCUACCUAGCUAGCUAACAUUAGAAACAGCUAGCAAGCCCCGGUUGGUUUACUUUCCUUGGUAACUAGCUAAGUAACGUUAGCCACCAAGCCAUGGAGACGUGUUUCUACCUAGCUAGCUGACAUUAGAAACAGCUAGAAAGCCCCGGUUGGUUUACUUUCCUUGGUAGUUAGCUAAGUAACGUUAGCCACCAAGCCAUGGAGACGUGUUUCUACCUAGCUAGCUAACAUUAGAAACAGCUAGAAAGCCCCGGUUGGUUUACUUUCCUUGGUAGCUAGCUAAGUAACGUUAGCCACCAAGCCAUGGAGAAGUGUUUCUACCUAGCUAGCUAACAUUAGAAACAGCUAGCAAGCCCCGGUUGGUUUACUUUCCUUGGUAGCUAGCUAAGUAACGUUAGCCACCAAGCCAUGGAGACGUGUUUCUACCUAGCUAGCUGACAUUAGAAACAGCUAGAAAGCCCCGGUUGGUUUACUUUCCUUGGUAACUAGCUAAGUAACGUUAGCCACCAAGCCAUGGAGACGUGUUUCUACCUAGCUAGCUGACAUUAGAAACAGCUAGAAAGCCCCGGUUGGUUUACUUUCCUUGGUAACUAGCUAAGUAACGUUAGCCACCAAGCCAUGGAGACGUGUUUCUACCUAGCUAGCUGACAUUAGAAACAGCUAGCAAGCCCCGGUUGGUUUACUUUCCUUGGUAACUAGCUAAGUAACGUUAGCCACCAAGCCAUGGAGACGUGUUUCUACCUAGCUAGCUGACAUUAGAAACAGCUAGAAAGCCCCGAUGAACAGCAACGGGAAUAAGAGGGUACCGACCACAGCCACCCAGAGACUAAAACAGGACUACCUCAGGAUAAAGAAAGACCCUGUGCCUUACAUCUGUGCUGAACCCCUACCAUCCAACAUCCUCCAAUGGCACUAUGUUGUUCGAGGUCCUGAGAAGACCCCAUACGAAGGGGGAUAUUAUCAUGGCAAAUUAAUAUUCCCUCGGGACUUCCCCUUUAAACCACCCAGCAUCUACAUGACCACACCAAACGGGAGAUUUAAGUGUAACACUAGGUUAUGUCUGUCCAUCACUGAUUUCCACCCGGACACGUGGAACCCAGCCUGGUCCGUCUCCACCAUCCUGACUGGUCUGCUCAGCUUCAUGGUGGAGAAAGGCCCCACUCUGGGUAGCAUCGAGACCUCUGACUACACUAAAAGACAGCUGUCGGCCCAGAGCUUGACCUUUAACCUGAAGGACAAGGUGUUCUGUGAACUGUUUCCUCAUGCAGUCGAUGAGAUCAAGCAGAAGCAGAAGGCCCAGGAGGAGUUGAGCACCCGCCCCCAGCCCCUCCCCCUCCCAGACGUAGUUCCCGACGGCGACUUUCACCACGGCAACUACGGAAUCCCCGCCCUCAACGGAGGCCAUGCCCCCUUGGGCCCUGCUAUGCUCGCCCCCGGCCUACAGCAGCCCAAUCGGAAUCACGGACUUCUUGGCGGGGCCUUGGCCAACCUGUUUGUGAUUGUGGGGUUCGCUGCGUUUGCCUACACGGUGAAGUACGUGCUGCGGAGCAUCUCCCAGGAGUGAGAGAGGAGAGAGGGCUGAAGAAAAGGGGACUGUUGACCCUCGGCCCAGUUACAGGACUAUUAGAGGA
This is a messenger RNA of Salvelinus namaycush (lake trout), 1643 nucleotides long. RefSeq names its product ubiquitin-conjugating enzyme E2 J2. The transcript is spliced from 7 exons. The coding region runs from base 791 to 1576 and encodes 261 amino acids. The record is from RefSeq and is a predicted model, not a curated record. NCBI's taxonomy places the organism in Eukaryota, Metazoa, Chordata, Actinopteri, Salmoniformes, Salmonidae.